Mesoplodon densirostris (Blainville's beaked whale) is the source of this 4035-nucleotide messenger RNA. RefSeq names its product cyclic nucleotide gated channel subunit beta 1 (gene CNGB1). Gene Ontology annotation, cellular component: photoreceptor outer segment; intracellular cyclic nucleotide activated cation channel complex; plasma membrane. Gene Ontology annotation, biological process: retina homeostasis; monoatomic cation transmembrane transport. The record is from RefSeq and is a predicted model, not a curated record. NCBI's taxonomy places the organism in Eukaryota, Metazoa, Chordata, Mammalia, Artiodactyla, Ziphiidae. Gene Ontology annotation, molecular function: intracellularly cAMP-activated cation channel activity; protein-containing complex binding; intracellularly cGMP-activated cation channel activity.
AGGAUGCUGGGCUGGGUCCAGAGGGUGCUGCCUCAGCCCCCAGGGACACCAGUGAAGACCAAGAGAGAGGAGGAGGAGGGGACAGAACCGGAACCAGAGCCAGAGUUGGAGCCGGAGCCUGAAACAGCCCCUGAGGAGACUGAGCUAGAGGAAGAGUCCCUGCCACCUGAGGAGGCCUGCGUGGGGAAGGAAGUGGCUGAGGCUGAUCCGGGCCCUCAGGAAACCCAGGAGGCUGCCCCUUCUCCACCCACAUCCCUCCAGGCUCAGGUCGCUGUGGUUCCAGAAGCGAACAGUGUUCCCAGCAGCCGGGUCCUGACCUGGCUCAGAAAGGGUGUGGAGAAGGUCGUCCCGCAGCCUGUCCACAGUGGCAGGCCUGCCCAGAGCACCGCUGGUGGCUUGGAGGGUCCAGCUCAGCAGGCAGGAGGACAGAUCCUUGGGCACUGCAGCACUGGGGGCUCAGAUGGACACUGUGAGGCCCCCAGGGCCCAAGACACCGGGCCCGGGCCCUGGCUGCUCAGGUGGCUUGAGCAGAAUCUGGAGAAUAUGCUGCCUCAGCCUCCGAAAACCUCCGAGGGCUGGAGAGAUGAGCCUGCAGAUGCUGCCUUGGGUCCAGAGCCCCCAGGACCCCCCUUGGAGAUGGAGCCCGUGCCGCAGGCCCAGGAGAGCCCCUCCCUGCCUGCUUCUGCCCCCGCGAAGCCUGAGGAGGAGCCGACUCCAGAGCCCCAGCCCGGCAUCCAGGCCUCCUCCCUGCCGCCCCGCCAGGACUCUGCCAGGUUGAUGGCAUGGCUCCUGCACAGGCUGGAGAUGGCCCUGCCACAGCCAGUGAUCCGUGGGAAGGCUGGGGAGCAGGAGCCUGACUCCCCUGUGACAUGUGACGUACAAAGCAUCAGCAUCCUCCCGGAAGAGCAAGAGGAGCCCAGUCUCAUCCUAGAAGAUGUUGGCCCUCACUGGGAGGAGGAUGAGCACCAGGAGGUCAGCAGCAGCCCGCAGGGCUCAGAGGCAGCUCCAGCUGAUGAAGAGGAGAGCGCGGUGGUGGAGCAGAUGCCCAGGGAGCUGCCUCAGAUUCAAGAGGAGAAAGAAGACGAGGAGGAGGAAGAUGGAGAGGAGGAGGACGGAGAGCCUCUCCAGAGCCAGGAUGUUCUCAUUAACAGUCACAGUGUCCUGCUGGAUAGCUGUCUGGAGGCGCAGGGUGGCGAGGACCAGAGUGAAGUAGGCGAAACUGAGCACCAGAGCGCUUCACACCAGGAGCUGCAGGAGGAGGCCGUGGCCGCCAGCUCAGGAGAUUCCCCUGCCCCCAGCACCAUGGCUAAACCAGGCCGGGACAUGGAGCUGAAUCGCCUGGUCCAGGACCAGCCACCUGGCCAAGUGACCCCCGGGCUUGCUCCCCCAAACCUGGUGGAGCACCUCCCCAAUGUGCCCAGCUACCACCCCCUGAUCACCCGCAUCCCUGUCCUCAUCUCCCGGAGGACAGCCUUGUCCAACUCCAGCUUCGCCAAGGAGACCAGGAGCUCCAUCCGUCGCCUAGUACCUGCCACGGAAGAGCACCCGGAAGUGCAGGUGGAAGACGCUGAUGCUGACAGCCAGCCCCUCAACGAGGAGGAGAAUCCACCCUCUCCUGUGCCGCUGCCCCCAUCUCCUGCCAAAUCCGACACACUUGGGGUCCCAGGAUCAGCCACAGAGAGCCUCAGGAAGACGCUGUGCUCCCAAGAUGAUGAGGCUGAAGAGCUCAAGAUGCUGUCACCGGCUGUAUCCCCCGUGGUCGCUUGGUCGGACCCCACCAGCCCGCAGGGCACUGAUGACCAGGACCGCACAGCCUCCACAGCCAGCCCAACCGGUGCCCUCAUCAACGACCGGCUCCAGGAGCUGGUGAAGCUUUUCAGGGAGCGGACGGAGAAGGUGAAGGAGAAGCUCAUCGACCCUGAUGUCAGCUCUGAUGAAGAGAGCCCCACGCCCUCCCCAGCCAAGAAAGCCCCAGAACCGGCCCUGGAUGUGAAGCCAGCUGAAGCGGGGCAGGUGGAGGAGGAACACUAUUGUGAAAUGCUCUGCUGCAAGUUCAAACGCCGCCCCUGGAAGAAGUACCAGUUUCCUCAGAGCAUCGACCCGCUGACCAACCUGACGUACAUCCUGUGGCUGUUCUUCGUGGUGCUGGCCUGGAACUGGAACUGUUGGCUGAUUCCCGUGCGCUGGGCUUUCCCCUACCAGAUGCCGGACAACAUCCAUCUCUGGCUGCUGAUGGAUUACCUGUGUGACCUCAUCUACCUCCUGGACAUCACCCUGUUCCAGCUUCGUCUGCAGUUUGUCAGAGGCGGGGACAUCAUUACAGACAAAAAGGAGAUGCGCAACAAUUAUCUGAAAUCUCAGCGCUUUAAGAUGGAUAUGCUCUGCCUCUUGCCCUUGGACUUUCUCUACUUGAAAUUCGGUGUGAAGCCCCUGCUGCGCUUGCCCCGCUGUUUGAAGUACAUGGCCUUCUUCGAGUUUAACGACCGCCUGGAAUCCAUCCUCAGCAAAGCCUACAUUUACAGGGUUAUCAGGACCACAGCCUACCUGCUCUACACUUUACAUGUGAACUCAUGUCUGUAUUACUGGGCUUCAGCCUAUGAGGGCCUUGGCUCCACUCACUGGGUUUACGAUGGCAUGGGAAACAGUUACAUUCGCUGUUACUACUGGGCUGUGAAGACCCUCAUCACCAUCGGCGGCCUGCCCGACCCCAAGACGCUCUUUGAAAUUGUCUUCCAGGGUCUGAACUAUUUCACAGGUGUCUUCGCUUUCUCCGUGAUGAUCGGACAGAUGAGAGACGUGGUGGGGGCCGCUACUGCGGGAGAGACCUACUACCGCAGCUGUAUGGACAGCACAGUGAAGUACAUGAACUUAUACAAGAUCCCCAGGUCCGUGCAGAACCGGGUCAAGACCUGGUAUGAGUACACCUGGCACUCCCAAGGCAUGCUGGACGAGUCAGAGCUGAUGGUGCAGCUUCCAGAUAAGAUGCAGCUGGACCUCGCCAUCGAUGUGAACUAUGACAUCGUCAGCAAAGUGGCGCUCUUCCAGGGCUGUGACCGGCAGAUGAUCUUUGACAUGCUGAAGAAGCUUCGCUCUGUUGUCUACCUGCCCAACGACUACGUGUGCAAGAAGGGGGAGAUAGGCCGGGAGAUGUACAUCAUCCAAGCAGGGCAGGUGCAGGUUUUGGGUGGCCCGGAUGGGAAGUCCGUACUGGUGACGCUGAAAACUGGAUCUGUGUUUGGAGAAAUAAGCUUGCUGGCUGUUGGAGGCGGGAACCGGCGCACGGCUAACGUGAUAGCCCACGGGUUUGCCAACCUCUUCAUUCUGGAUAAGAAGGACCUGAAUGAAAUUUUGGUGCAUUAUCCUGAGUCUCAGAAGUUGCUCCGGAAGAAGGCCAGGAGGAUGCUGAGAAAUAACAACAAGCCCAAGGAGCAGAGUGUACUCAUCCUUCCUCCACGGGCAGGCACCCCCAAGCUCUUCAGUGCCACCCUGGCUGCAGCAGGAAAGAUGGGUGCCAAGGGGGACAAAGAUGGCAAGCGUGCCCACCUCAGGGCGCGACUCAAGGAGCUGGCUGCGCUGGAGGCGGCUGCAAGACAGCAGCAGGUGCUGGAACAGGGCAAGAGCUCGGAAGACGCAGUGGGAGAGAUGGGAUCAGCUACCCCAAAACAGCCCGUGGCCCCGGAGACCCCGGCCCCAGGCUCUCUGCUACCUGCAUCCCAGGGGAGGUCUGAGGGAGAAGAGGGGGGUGCGGCCUGGCCCGAGGAGCACUCGGUGCGGAUCCACAUGAGCCCAGGCCCGGAUCCCGGCGAACAGACCCUGUUGGUGGAGAUCCCCGAGAAGGAGGAGAAGGAGGAGGAGAAGGAGAAGGAGAAGGAGGAGGAGGAGGAAGAGGAGGAGGGGGAGGAGGAGGGGGAGGGGGAGGAGAAGGAGGAGGGGGAGGAGAAGGAGGAGGGGGAGGAGAAGGAUGAGGGGGAUGGGGAGGAGGAGGGGGAGGGAGAGGAGGAGGAAGAGGAGGGGCAGGAGGAGGGGGAGAAGGAG